UCGGCGAAUCCUGGCCCCCUGGGCGCGCCGGGAUCUCGCCUGCAGCCCCCCGCUGCGGGAUUGGGCGGCUCCCCAGCACCGCCCUAGCCUACUAAGCCGAAACGCGCCCGGCCGCUCCCAGGGCUUCUUAGAUUCCCGCGGACUGUGGCUUACAACUUCCUCCGGGCUCUGACGGCGGCCUCGCCCCGGAGGACGGGGAGGAUUUACCUGUAAGGCCCCGGACGCAUCGAUCUGCGCAUUUUCCCCGACUGGUUUCAAGAGGAGCACCUGCAACGCCGGUGGUGUUUGACCUACCCCUAGAGCAGGCGUCAGAAGAUCUUUGAGGCAGAGAAGAAGCUGAUGGGAUCUAUGAGGAUCACUAUAUUAGCUGCUGGAUUUUGAAAUACUAACCAAACGGAGAGUUGGGAGACAACAGGGAGCAGAAGGAAGAAAAUGUAGAUUCGACGAGCCUGCCCUCAGCCUGAUCCACCUACCUCUGGAAGGUAGAGCAGAAACCUUAACCCAGGCACGGAAAGAGUCCGGGUCAACGAGGCCUCCAAUCCAAACCACGCUGGCAAUCAGCUGUGUGCUGGGGCAGGGACCUUUGAGGCUAACUGCCACCUGGCUCAGUGGAGACGAUCACGGAUAGCCUCUGAGAGCUGGCUGAAGUUCAGGAUCCGGGACGAAGCCCGAGUGGCUGGCUCCCCAGCGCCACCAGGGAAGGGCGCCCAGUGUCAAUUGGGUCGACUCACCCGGAACGGAUGGCGAGGAGUCGCAGGAAGAGGCGGGGCUGGCCGGAAACCGUAAAAGGGGGCACAGGCUUCGCCCCUCGCUGGAGUUCCGCCGGCGCUCCCUGGACAUUGCUCUGCUUGGGCUGCGGGACCUAGCAUGGUCGACGACGUAGGUGCCGCUAAGGCCCAGGGGGACGAAUGGACGCCCGCCCAGUCCCUGGACAGGCUGCUCAGGUCACCACUUCCACCACCGCGGAUUCGCACCCGGCCGUGGUGGUUUCCUGUGCAGGAACUGAGAGACCCACUGGUGUUUUACCUGGAGGCAUGGCUGGCUGACUCCAUCUUCGGCCCAGACCGAGCCAUAAUUCCAGAAAUGGAGUGGAUGAGCCAAGUCCUGCUGACGGUGGACAUAGUUAACUCUGGGGACUUGGUUGAAAUCACCAUCUUCGGACGGCCCCGUGUACAAAAUCGGGUAAAGAGCGUGCUCCUGAGCCUGGCAUCCUGGCACCAGAAACAUCGUGCCCGAGCUGAGAAGAUGAAACAACUUGAGGAGUUCUUGAAGGCGGGUGCAUCAGGUCCCCAGGCGCCCCAGCAUCCUGUUGCAUAAGUAUUUUCAGGAGCAUUGUGAGAAACAGUCCUGCUUCUACUACUAAAGUUGGAGAGAAGCAAGUAUCCAUAAAUCUCUGCAUUCUUUUUUUUCCUGUGUCUUGAUGGGUAGUGCUUUGAUUAUUUUGAUGCAAAAGUGAGUUUGUAGUGCCAUUCUAGUAAAUGAAUUUCCUUUUUGUCCAAUGGCAUAAAGAUCUUUGCUCACUUAAAA
This is a messenger RNA of Leptonychotes weddellii (Weddell seal), 1527 nucleotides long. Lineage: Eukaryota; Metazoa; Chordata; Mammalia; Carnivora; Phocidae. The record is from RefSeq and is a predicted model, not a curated record.